Centruroides sculpturatus (bark scorpion) is the source of this 1538-nucleotide messenger RNA. RefSeq names its product phospholipid phosphatase 3-like. Gene Ontology annotation, biological process: phospholipid dephosphorylation; signal transduction; phospholipid metabolic process. The record is from RefSeq and is a predicted model, not a curated record. The transcript is spliced from 6 exons. NCBI's taxonomy places the organism in Eukaryota, Metazoa, Arthropoda, Arachnida, Scorpiones, Buthidae. The coding region runs from base 129 to 884 and encodes 251 amino acids. Gene Ontology annotation, molecular function: phosphatidate phosphatase activity.
CAAAUAAUCCCAUCGAUUAUCGACGUUAUCUGAUACUUUGAACGCAGUAAAAGUUUGACCUUUAACCUGUGAUUACAAGAAGAUGGUCACGUGAAAAUUGAAAGUAACGGCUUAUAUUUUACUUAAACAUGGCGGAGAAACGUUACAAAUUGAUAUUUUUUAAAGCUUACAGUUACUUGAAACGUGUGCUAACUUCUUACUUAUGGUGUUUUGCUUUAUCCUUCUUGUUACUCAGCAUAACCGGAGUGAUACCUCCCUACAAACGUUCCUUCGUAUGUAACGACGAAAAGAUUGAUAAACCAUUUCGUGGAGACACCGUAACGCCAUUGUUAUUCACUUUAAACACGUUACUCCUCCCCAGUUUAGUGAUCUUCUUAACAGAUCGUUCCACACUUAAGAAUGGUGUAAGAGGUUGGCGUACAGAUGUACGACGGUAUUUACGAGGAUUAUUGUACGUGCUGACCGUCACAGAACUGUUGAAAAUUUCUGUAGGAGAAUUAAGGCCUCACUUUUUACAUUCCUGCUUACCUGAUGUUAAAUGUGUCGCUGGCAUAGUUUCGUCGUACAACUGUACGGAUACUCGAAGCUCUUGGUUGAGGAAACUGGAUGUUUAUAAAUCCUUCCCUUCUGGCCAUGCAUCUUUAUCAUCGUAUAUGUUUCUUUACAUCUACUUCUACAGCGAAGAAAGAAUUAGAAAAGGAUCCGUUCGUUUGUUCAUCCGGAUAAUGUUUUUAGUAUGGAGCUUCGUCUGCUGCAUCACCAGAAUCACGGAUGAUCGGCAUUUUUGGUGGGACGUCCUCUUUGGAGCCAUUCUAGGAAUCGUUCAGGGAUUCGUAAUGAUUACUUACAAUCGCACGCAAGAAGAAUCGCUCCAAAAAUUAUGAAUCUUAUAAAGAUUUAGUGAAUUCUGUGUAUAAAUUCAACGUGCUUCAGAUCCACUGGUUGGCCCGGAAUUCAGUUAACCGCUUUUCGUUUCGUUUGUUUCAAUCAGAGUUGGAAAACAGCACAAAAACACGUAGAACUGUUAAUUGACUUUUGGGCCACCCCAUAUAUAAAAAUUUGUUUCUGUGGCUAUUUAAAAUGUUAUAUUAACGAUAAUUUAAUAAAUUAUUCUGAUUUUUAUUGUUAUUAAAAUAAUUAUUUUCUAAAAUGCUUGGCGCUGUUAAUAUUCUCUGCUCCAACAAACAGUUUAAUCAAGCGUUUUAGUUAAAUGUCUUAAGCCGAAAUUAACUGGAUAAUGACGUAAUAACGAUGAUUACAACAGGGAAAACCAAAAUAGUCGCAGGUAUUUAAGUAUUUAUGAGGGAAAUAUCGAACGUCCGGGUUCAAUUUUCGUUAGAGGAAAACACAGAGGAAAAAGGACAAUACAGAAAUUGAUAUGAUUUAUGACUCUCAACAAAAUCUAUCCUGCAUUAAAAGUCUAUCGAGCGGAAGAAAAUGGCAUCCAUAAAAUCAUUCAGUAAAUUUUAUAACCAAGGAAAAAAGUAAAAUUUAUCAAUGAGUUGCUUAACUUUCCCGGCAACAUUUAAAACUGCGUG